Messenger RNA from Miscanthus lutarioriparius, 1284 nucleotides. The record is from the annotation of a GenBank genome assembly. Lineage: Eukaryota; Viridiplantae; Streptophyta; Magnoliopsida; Poales; Poaceae.
AUGGAGAAGGCGCCCGAGGUGUUGAUGAGGGAGGGUUCCAGGAAGAGAGAUUGCCCUGAUUCUGAGUUAGAAUCCCACCAGAUCCUAGCACAUGAAGAAAAAUCCCAGCAGCUCCUAGCACAUGAAGAAAAAUCCCAGCACAUCCUAGCACAGGAAGAAAGAUCCCGGCAGUUCCUUUCACGUCUAGCUAUCGAGGAUGCGUUUUGGGAUCAUGUGGAUGAAUCUAAUGGGGUACGUCCGGUGAGGACGGACGCGAACCAUGCGGAACAGAAACCGUUUGGGUGGAAGGUGGAUUUGCCGAGCGUAUUGAAGAAGGGGAGGAGGAGGAGGCGGAUGAUGAUGAGGAGGACAACGACGACCCGGACCUCGAGGCCCUCCGAUUUCGCAAAAGAUGGAGCCGUAUAUGGUCCCGCCACCACGGAUGCUUCGAUGACACCAAUCUUUUCAGCCAUGAUUGCAGGAAUAGGAGGUGGCUUCCAGUGGCCUCUCUGUGUGUUCGGUCUGGUUGCCAUACGCGACCAUGUUGAUCACAAUCGCAAUAUUAUCUUCCAGCGCUCAAGGUCUGAGUGCCAAACCCUCACUAAGGAGGAUCCAUAUUUAGUACUCACAGGUCCUGCCCGUGCUGUUGUGUUUUCGGCUCCUGUAACCAUCGAGGUUUACCUGAAAGUGAAGGGCCCUACUGAACUUGAGGAUAAAACUUUAUGCUAUCUUGCUAAUGAAAUGCGAGACAAAGGAGCGCCUUAUUCAUACAUGUUCCAUCAGACUUGCAGUGGCAAGUUUAGCACAGUGGAGUUUACACUUGGGCAUAUUACUUCCUCUGUCGAGGCCACAAUAUCUGUUCGAGUUAUCAGUGGUUCAUGGCCACAUGGUUUUCAGGGUGAGUUUGCUGCCUGUUUGGUUAGAACUGGUGAUAUUUUUCAUGGUAAGCAUGAAGGUCCUGUUAUUGGAGGUAGGACCCGUAGCACCAGUGUUGAUCACAAGAAAAUAACCCUGCUUAGUUUUGGAGAUGAGAAAGUGCCUGUGACUGGUGAUGGUGUGAUUGAGCUUUCUCGUAGUGUUGUUUCUGCUAAAAGUAACAGCAACCUGGAAGUUUCUGUUAGGGCAUGGCAAGAUGCUAACAAUGCUGUGCAAGCUUUGGCGGCAUUUGCGGCCAAGGAAGCAGGUAGAAGCUCUUGUACGCUUGACAUUGGAUCCUGUAAAAUGGUGGUUAUUGUGGCCUGGUCACUCAUUUCGGAUGAGCCGGAACUUCGUCGAGAAGUUGAGCCUCAGCAUUUAAUGAUGUGA